AUGGCGCAAUACAGGCAGGAGGAGUACAAGAAGACGGGACCUAUAGCAGAGUACGACAAUCGAGUACACUCCGGCCGACUACGAGACGAUGAACACCAGCGGACACUCAUACAAGCGCUGCAAGACCUGCAUGACAACCUCAUGUCGUACAACCCGCCCAAAGUCGUCCAUCCGACCAUCGAGUCCCUCCAGCCGAAAAAGAAGGGCUUCUUGAGCUCACUCCUUGGAAGCAGGGACACAGGUCCUGUCCAGAUGCGUGCUUACGAGGGCCUGCCCAAAGGCUUGUAUAUGUUUGGCGACGUCGGCAGCGGCAAGACCAUGCUCAUGGACCUCUUCUACGAUACCCUUCCCUCCAACAUCCACUCCAAGACCCGCAUCCACUUCCACAACUUCAUGCAGGAUGUCCACAAAGAGCUGCAUAAGAUGAAGAUCCAACACGGCAACGACAUCGACGCCAUCCCCUUCGUCGCCGCCAACAUCGCGGAGAAAUCCACCGUCCUCUGCUUCGACGAGUUCCAAUGCACAGACGUCGCCGACGCUAUGAUCCUCCGCCGCCUCAUCGAAUCUCUCAUGGCCCACGGCACCGUUCUCGUAACCACCUCCAACCGCCACCCCUCGGACCUCUACAAAAACGGCAUCCAACGCGACUCCUUCAUCCCCUGCAUCAACCUCCUGCUCGAACAACUCCGCGUCCUGAACCUCGACUCCACAACCGACUACCGCAAAAUCCCCCGCCCGCCGUCAGGCGUCUACCACCACCCCCUCGACCCCGCGGCAAAGAGCCACGCAGAGCACUGGUUCCGCUUCCUUGGCGACCCCGAAAACGACCCCUCCCACUCCGACACCCUCCACGUCUGGGGCCGCGAGAUCCACGUCCCCCGCGCCUCGGGCAAAGCCUGCUGGUUCACGUUCAACGAGCUCAUGGGCAAAGCGACCGGCGCCGCAGACUACCUCGAGCUCGUGCGCAGCUACGAGGCCUUCAUCAUCACCGAAGUCCCCGGCAUGAACCUCCGCUCCCGCGACCUCGCGCGCCGCUUCAUCACCUUUGUCGACGCCGUGUACGAAGGGCGCGGCAAGCUCGUUCUCACCACCGCCGUGCCUUUAACCCAACUCUUCAUGGCCCGCGACGAGAUCGGGGAAAUGCUGCGCUCCUCCUCCAAACAGGGGAUUAAAGAAGCGAAGCAAGCGGCGCACGAGGGAGCGGAUGUCGGGGACGCGAUGAGGAGUCUGAUGGACGAUCUGGGCAUGAACAUGACGAUGAUGAAGAGUAGUAGUAUGUUUACCGGGGACGAGGAGGCUUUUGCGUUUGCAAGGGCGUUGAGUCGGUUGAGUGAGAUGGGGAGUCGGGAGUGGGUGGAGAGGGGAAUGGGGUUGGAGAAGGAGGGCGGGUUGAAGGAGAAGAGGGAUUGGGAGAUGGUGAGGAGUCAUUAUCAUCAGGAUAGUUAUUGA
Messenger RNA from Saxophila tyrrhenica, 1449 nucleotides. RefSeq names its product ATPase (gene AFG1). Gene Ontology annotation, biological process: protein quality control for misfolded or incompletely synthesized proteins. Gene Ontology annotation, cellular component: mitochondrion; cytoplasm. The transcript has a single exon. The record is from RefSeq and is a predicted model, not a curated record. NCBI's taxonomy places the organism in Eukaryota, Fungi, Ascomycota, Dothideomycetes, Mycosphaerellales, Extremaceae. Gene Ontology annotation, molecular function: ATP hydrolysis activity; ATP binding. The coding region runs from base 1 to 1449 and encodes 482 amino acids.